CUUCCCCCGCUGCUUCACGAACCCCGGAGCUUCCGCUUCACUCACCAACGAACCCGCUUCGAACCAGGACGCUCGACCACGCCUUUUCCCUCCCCCACGCUGCCGCCGACGGGGACUCCCUGGCUUCGUAUCCUUCGACCUCAGAGACGUCCCGAGGAGUCUUCAGCGACGUCGAGACUCCGUGGCUGUGACGCUGGGAUCCCCCCCCGUAUCCUAUGGUGCCAUGAUGGGGCGCCCCUCCCCUGCUCUUCCCCUGCUGCUUGCCUGCUUGGCCUGCUGCCUCCGCGAAGUGACGAGAGCUGCCACGAAUGAUGGGGCCCCGAGAGCAAGGGACGCAGACGAUCUCGACGUCAUAGAUGUGUUCGACAUGGCCAUGGAGAUGCGGCGCCUCGAUCACUCUCGCCAUGAUCCCGGCCCCGAGCUCGACGGGAAUUUUGGCGGGAAAUUUGGCGGGAAUGGCGACACGUGGUUAGAUGAUCCGUCUCUCACACCCACAAGUCGGAGGAAGCUUCAAUAUUCCCCGGAUGAAAUCGCCCUAGGCCUGCAAAACUCCGACUACAUCGAGGACGUGCAGGACAACCCUAAACCCCAGCGCACCGUGCCUGUCAUCGCCAGCAUCGGCAAGAUACUGGAUGAUAUCGACUCCAAGAGAGCGCGGACGCAGAGUAGAACAGCCGUUGGAACAACCGAUGGAACAACAGGUGGAACAACCGAUGGAACAACAGGUGGAACAACCGAUGGAACAACCGACCACGACUUCCCGCCGGUGUUCAUGAGAGGCGGUUUAUUCCCACAGGAUACUAAAGUAAGUCCUGGUUUUUGGCUGUCAGUUGUGGCCAGUUGA
Molecule: messenger RNA, 844 nt
Organism: Penaeus vannamei (Pacific white shrimp)
Lineage: Eukaryota; Metazoa; Arthropoda; Malacostraca; Decapoda; Penaeidae
Product: hepatitis A virus cellular receptor 1
Source: RefSeq, a predicted model, not a curated record